Molecule: messenger RNA, 1198 nt
Organism: Panicum virgatum (switchgrass)
Lineage: Eukaryota; Viridiplantae; Streptophyta; Magnoliopsida; Poales; Poaceae
Product: rho GDP-dissociation inhibitor 1-like
Exons: 5
Coding region: 65-862 (265 amino acids)
Biological process (GO): Rho protein signal transduction
Cellular component (GO): membrane; cytosol; cytoplasm
Molecular function (GO): Rho GDP-dissociation inhibitor activity; protein binding
Source: RefSeq, a predicted model, not a curated record
UCAGCUCUCUCUCUCUCAUUCGCAGCAGCUUGCCACAGCAAAUCCCACCGCUGCUCUCGGUGCGAUGUCGUCGGCCGCCGUGAGCGCAGCGUCUUCUUGCCCGGCCAAGCCCGAGGAGGAGGAGCAGCCGCGGCUUCCGCCGGAGGGGAGGGAGGCGUGCAGCUCCGCCGCCGCCGGGGAGCAGGAGCAGGAGCAGCGCGUGGCCGCGGUGGACCGGAAGCUGAGCGAGGCGUCGCUGUGGGCCAGCACCACCGAGGAGGAGACGGAGGAGGAGGAGGAGGAGGACGACGACGACGAGGAGACGGCGGCGGCCAAGGACGGCAUCGAGCUCGGCCCCAGGGUCAGCAUCAAGGAGCAGCUCGAAAAGGACAAGGAUGAUGAGAGCCUGAGGCGAUGGAAGGAGCAGCUCCUGGGCAGCGUGGAUUUGAACUCCGUCGGAGAGACGCUGGAGCCGGACGUGAAGAUCACGGGCCUGUCCAUCCUGUCCCCUGGCCGGCCGGACAUGGAGCUGCGGAUGCCGCCGGAGCCCAAGAGCAAGGAGCCCUGGUUCACGCUCAAGGAGGGCAGCGCCUACAGGCUCAAGUUCACCUUCGCCGUCGCCGGCAACAUCGUCUCCGGCCUCCGCUACACCAACACUGUCUGGAAGACCGGCAUCAGGGUGGACAGCACCAAGGAGAUGCUGGGCACCUUCAGCCCUCAGGCCGAGCCCUACACCUACCUGACGCCCGAGGAGACCACCCCGUCGGGGAUCUUUGCCCGGGGAUCAUACUCUGCAAGGACAAAGUUUCUUGACGACGAUCGCAAGUGCUACCUGGAGACGAACUACACCUUUGACAUCCGCCGGGAUUGGCCGUCAAGCUGAUGAGCAGCGUGCUUUUUCAAUCCCUGAAUGAUUGAUCUUCUUGAAUUGGGGGUACAUGCUUUGGUUCUCGAGGCCCCAAGCUGUUGCCAUUGCUUAAUAACUUGAUGACACAAACUCUGAUGUGUGUUCGAUUACAGCUCUGCUAGUCUGCAGGUAGCUUCUGUUCAGGUGUUUCCUUUCUGGGUAGGGCGCCUUGGAUGUUUUGUCGCAGAAGUUGUAGCCAUUUUCUUUUACAAACAGUUUGACGGUCUUCAUACAUCUCCAACUACAAGAUAGGCCCUGGUUCAUUCAAUUAAUUCACAUCAAACUGAAAUAGGAAAACAGCUUCGCUCACCA